This is a messenger RNA of Aspergillus ochraceoroseus IBT 24754, 873 nucleotides long. Its product is annotated as HIT family protein. Gene Ontology annotation, molecular function: catalytic activity. NCBI's taxonomy places the organism in Eukaryota, Fungi, Ascomycota, Eurotiomycetes, Eurotiales, Aspergillaceae. The transcript is spliced from 6 exons. The record is from RefSeq and is a predicted model, not a curated record. Gene Ontology annotation, biological process: nucleotide metabolic process. Bases 413 to 823 code for a protein of 136 amino acids.
GGCUUGGAGAUAUUGAAAUGAAAAGAGAGAGGUGGUGAGUGUAGAUGAACGGCAUCUUCCCUGGUGAGUUGGUAUAGAGCAACGGGGUAUGACAUAGAAGAGAGUUGGAGCUCUUGAAAAAAAGGAUCAAAUAAGCUAUCUAGCUAGAGGGAAGCUAGGUCCUCUCUACUAGAUGCAAAUAGAGCCGAACUGCCUGGAGUAAACCCCAUAUAAACUAUAUAACAAUGCUAAUUAACUGAUGGCUGUUCGAUUCCGCUCGUUGAUGCCAUCGUCCGUCCAACUGGUCCCGCCGCCUCGCGUUUCCGAAUCGACACGCGCCAAACCCCCGCAUCGACAGCGUCUUGACGUUGAUACUCGCUCCACCUCACAUCUUUCCACCCAGAGUCUAUACAUUCGCCUCAUCACUUGAAAAAUGGCGUCCUCUCCUGCUUGUAUCUUCUGCAAGAUCAUCAAGGGAGAAAUCCCUUCCUUCAAGCUCUUUGAGAGCGACAAAGUGUUCGCCUUCCUUGAUAUCCAACCUCUGAGUCGUGGACACGCGCUCGUGAUCCCCAAAUUCCACGGCGCAAAGCUCACCGAUAUCCCUGACGAGCAUCUCACCGAAAUCCUGCCCGUCGCUAAGAAACUCGCCGAAGCAACCGGUGCUGUCGAUUUCAAUAUCCUGCAGAACAACGGCCGUAUAGCCCACCAGGUCGUCGACCAUGUCCAUUUCCAUAUGAUCCCCAAACCCAACGAGGCGGAGGGUCUUGGUGUUGGAUGGCCUACCCAGGCGACGGAUAUGGAUAAACUGAAGGCUCUUUAUGAAGAGGUCAAGGCGAAGAUGUAACUUGUUUAUUUUUUUAUGUCUAUCGAUCUUGAAUUCAGAGGGAGACUGUA